Molecule: messenger RNA, 2054 nt
Organism: Mytilus trossulus (common blue mussel)
Lineage: Eukaryota; Metazoa; Mollusca; Bivalvia; Mytilida; Mytilidae
Exons: 8
Coding region: 1-1854 (617 amino acids)
Source: RefSeq, a predicted model, not a curated record
AUGGCACAUCAAUCAGGUGGAAAUCCUUUAUGCUGUAGCUUUGGAGAAUUUACUAGUGUAAAUAAUAUAUUUUGUGAGUCAAAUGCUAAAGCUGAUUGUAACAAAGUUCUACCUCUGAUAUCAUGCACCAAAUCCAUUGAAUCUCACUGCAGACGUUUUCAUAUAAACUUUAAAGAUGUCAAUAAUGAAGCUGACUUAUUAAAAUAUCGUGGAGGAUUGUUUGAUAUACCAACAGAGCAAUGCACAAUUUGUCCAAACCAUAGGUACAGAUUAGGCUUAGGAUGGAGAAGCAGUCAAUUAUGCAUGCUGAAAUAUUGUUCAAGGGGAAAGGAAACACAAAAAAGAAAGAAACCUCUUUUGAAAGGAACUAUUGCUUUGUGUCAGUCCCUUUAUCUGUGGAAACAAAGACACCAAUUAAUACAGAUUGGACCAGGGGUGUGUACUUUUUGUCGGAAAGAAAUAGUGAAAGAAUUAAAGGACCAUGAAACAAAGGAUAAUAAAGAUUAUGAAUGCCAGCUGAAUAAUGAAAGUUGUAUUGAAAGAGAUCUAGAGACAAAUAUGGAGUUGCACAGUCAGUUUUACCUAGCAGAUCAACUUGACUAUCUUAUGGAAGAAUCACAAUCAUUAGAAGAAAGUGAGAGAUAUGAAAUUACAAAUGAAAUGUAUGUGAAAAACAAGCAGAAAAAGGAAUGCAGCAGUCCUGGUUACCUUGCAGAAUUUGACAAAUUUGAAGAAAAUGAAUCAGUAAAAGAAAGUGAGACAACUGAAAUUACAGAAUUUUCCCAGACAGAUUUUACAGAUGAUGAAUCUCAGGGUAGUGUUUGGCGGCCUGACAGCCAAGAGUCUGUGCCUGAAAAUGACUUAAAAAGAAAAGCCCUGGAUUAUUUUUUGACUGUUUGUGGUCUAGAUCCAGUCAGCCAGCUACAGUGUAAUUGGGAGAAAGCAUCUGAGCGCACUAGAAGAAAUCACACAAAUACAGCAACUUCAAUCUUUCAAGAAGUUUUGAAUGUUAUUGCUCCUGGACAAGUGUCUUCUUUAUCAAAUGCUGUGCUACAAAGAUUGUCUUCAACACAAUCAGAUGACAAUAAUAUGCUUGAAGUUUUAUCUGCUGCAUAUAACCAAGCCACAGAUUGGGGAACACAAAGACAGAUUUUAUCUCUGUUUGGGGGAAAUUACUCCUUGAAAGCAAUCAAGGAAUUUAUUCCUGACUUGUCAAAAUACAAGUACACCACAGCCAGAAAACAUUCUUCAAUGAUUGGUAAUGGACAACCUGUUAGUAAAACAUCAUAUAGUCGAGAGGGUUUGACAGAUGAGCAGAUAAGCCAUUUCAUGGACUUCAUUAUGAGUCCAUCCAUAAUGACAGAUGCACCAUAUGGAGAGACACAUCUCAAGAUUUCAUCAGGGGAAGUGUUUCAUGUGCCAAAAAUAAUAUUGAACAGUGUAAGAACCCGUGUUAUUGAACAAUAUGAAUCCUAUUGUAAAGACACACAUUUUGAUGCCACAGCAAGUUCACGAUCCUAUUUGAGAAUAAUGAAGGCAGUUGAACCAAACAUUAGAAAGUGCAUGAAGGGGUUGGACAACUAUGCUGCUGAUGGAGCCAAGGCGUUUGAAGAUCUAAAAAAAGUUGCAGAAUUACUUGGAAAACUGGGGAAGGGAGCACUAUGGCAAGAGUCUAUCCAGAAAUCCUUAACCUUGGGGAAGCAGUACCUCAAAAUAGAAUACAUGUUGCAUAUUUCCAAAGAAUCUGAAACUGCAGACCAUUGUUGUAACUUUGCCUUAUCAGAUCAAUCAAAAGAAUAUACUGCUUCUUGUCAACAUGAGCACAACCAAGUGUGUAAGAAAUGUGAUGACUAAACAGAAACCCUGGUAAAAAUAGAGAAAUCAUCAGAUGAAGUAUUAUAUGAGUCAGCUGAUCAAAAAGAUGACACCAUAUACAUGGUUGAACAGAGUAUAAAGGCGGUCCAAGAGUGGAAGAAACACCUCCUGAGAUCCUAUAACCAGGACACAGCAAGAAGUGAGAUUCUGCAUAAAUUAUCAAAAGAUGAAGUUUUGGU